AGUAUGCGAAUGUAUCAAGAACUUAUCAUGGAAAAUCGUGUACGUCGAUGUUGAUCUUUGAGGCCAAGAUAUGAGUCUUCUUUAUACCAGCGAGGAAGGCUGGAUUGUGUCUCACUUGCAGUAUCUCAAUGAAAUAUAUAAGAAGGUCCGUAAUGAGAAUGGAUUCUGUAGUUUAAGUUUUAAUAAGAUGAUAUUCGAGAUCAAUUCCCAAUAUUUGAGGCAAAAUCAGAUAGCUCAGAUUAUGCAGGAAUCUCAGGAUAGUACCAUAAUAUUCAAUAGAAAGAAAAGGAAGCGUUCGCAGCAAUUGCCACAGAAAGACUUGGAGGAAGUUGAACAUGUGAAACAAAUGUUGAGUACAAUAAUGGCUACUGCAAGAAUCAAAGGGCUUUUUUGUGGAAAUAAUUUGUCAGAUAACAAUGAAGUAGCACGCUUGGCAUCUAGAAAAUUUUAUAAGGAUACUUAUUCUCUCAAAGAUGAAAACCUCUUUGGAUCUAAUGAUACCGAUGAUGCUAUCAUAUCUGAAGUUCAUGCUAAGAAAUAUGUAUUCCCAAGAAAAUGUACAUUCUAUUGUUAUGAUGUAAGAGAUAUAGAAAAGAAGAUGGAACUGAGCAAUCAAUAUGACUUUAUAUUAUUAGAUCCACCUUGGUGGAACAAAUCAAUUAGAAGAAAAAAGAUAAAAUGUGCCGAGGCCAGUUACAAAAUGAUGUAUAAUGAGGAAUUAGUUAAGAUACCAAUAAAAAAACUAUUACGUUCAAAUGGCAUUGUAGCUAUAUGGUGUACCAAUUCGUCUAAUCAUUUGAAUAGUAUAUUUAAUGAAAUAUUUCCGUCUUGGGGUAUUACUUAUAAAGCUAAGUGGUAUUGGAUCAAAGUGACACAGACAGGUGAUACAAUAUGUAAUUUUAACUCAGCACCUGGAAAACAACCUUAUGAAUUAUUGAUAUUAGGGUCUGCUCUGAAAGAAGAUGAUGUGGAUAUUCCUGAUGGCAAGCUGAUGAUCAGUAUACCUAGUGCGGUGCAUUCACACAAACCACCUCUCACAGAAAUUAUAAAGGGAUAUCUCCCGGAUGAGCCAAAAUGCCUCGAAAUUUUCGCGAGAUAUUUAUUGCCUGGAUGGACGAGUUGGGGUCUAGAAAUUUUAAAGUUCCAACAUUUAUCGCUUUACGAAAUUUUAGAUGAAAAUAAGAAAACCGAAAGCGAUGAAGAGCGAAAAUGAAAGUAAAAACAAUCGUAAAAUAACAGUUACACCUUUACCGGUGCCUAAGUUAUAGAUCUUUAGCCUGAGGUGUUGUUUGUGCAAAGCGUUUAAAGC
Messenger RNA from Pogonomyrmex barbatus (red harvester ant), 1309 nucleotides. RefSeq names its product Methyltransferase like 4 (gene Mettl4). Gene Ontology annotation, cellular component: nucleus. NCBI's taxonomy places the organism in Eukaryota, Metazoa, Arthropoda, Insecta, Hymenoptera, Formicidae. Gene Ontology annotation, molecular function: methyltransferase activity; nucleic acid binding. Gene Ontology annotation, biological process: methylation. The record is from RefSeq and is a predicted model, not a curated record.